CUUAGCAGUGUAAAACUGGGCUCUCUGACACAAGCAGGCUUACGAAAAGCAGAAUAGUCUACUACACUACACUGUACACCAACAGAAGAGGUUACUUUGAAUUUGCAGAAGGAACAUUAUUUCAGUGUCUGCCUGUUUCUCUUUCUCUGUGGAUGACAGGUAGCAGCUGCCGUGCUUACAAUCAGCGGCGCGCCUACUUAGUCGGGACACUCAGUAUCUCUGAAACUUCCAUCGCUGCAGCACCGGGAUUCGCAAAUUAUUGUGUAAUUUAGAUUAAGGCUGGAGUCACUCUCUCUCUCUUACUCUGUGAGGACAGAGCUGUAAUUAACUCGCAUUGAAGGAAUCUGUGGGGUGAAUAGCUCCGUCUUGGAACGUCUCAUCUUGUUCAGAGAGUGUUGUGUUCUAAACGCAGGGAAAUGGACAGACUGAUCAAACUCAUCUGGAUCUUGGAGUUUAAAAAGUACUCUCAUGAGAUUUUAAAAUAUUUCAGUACUGCGUAAAUAACAUUCCAUUUACUCAACACACUGCAGGAGAUUUCUAGACAAUUUAUGUUGAUUUACAAAUUGUUAAACUGUGGGCUGAUUGUUUAUUGCCAUAAGAGUUGCUGGAUUUCUAGGGCAGAUUCUCUCUCUGAAAGUCUGGCAGGUCUCCUUCACCCUACCUGGCAGUCUGGCUGUGUGUGAAGGAGGUAGAAUCAUCUGGAGGAAACAACUCUACACUACUAACAGACGUUGUGUUUCAUACCCUUACUAAAAAAGCUCUGUAUCUGCCCUAACACCUAGGCUUUGAUAAGUCACUCUGAACACCUGAAGUUAAGACUAUGGGGACUCUGGGCAUCUUCCUCCACCAGCGGAACCUCUGGACGUGUGACAAUGGUCUUCAGCAGAUGCACAAAUGCAGCAGCCUGGUAGUCCUGAAGGCUAACACCUCUACUUUCUGACUGCUUCAUUACUGGACUGAAGGGAGAGCUGAUACACCUCUCUCCUCUACUCUGCCUCGCCUGAGCGGAAGACGGAGGAGUAUUGGCCAUAUUGAUCCCAUGCAGUUCUCACCUGGAAGUCAAGCGAAAAGUUAGACACACAGACGAGUCUGGAUAAGCCGGGCAAACGAAUGUCAAUGCUCAUUCUAAGAUGAAGUUAUGGAAGUGUGCCACCAUCGCCUUCACUCUUUGUGGUACAGCACUCUCCUUCUUCCUCACUAGAAUCAUGGUUCCCACCCCGCCGCAUCACUUCCUCUCCUGGGACUGGUCUUCACCGCGGACAUCAGACUCCGCCUCCGCCUCCAUCUCCUCCUCCAACUCUUCUUCCUCCCUGAUCGGACCUCAUCGCAAAGCGCGGUCGACAGAUGGCAUCAGCAACAUUUUGACAGAAUUCAUGCACAUGUUCCAGAGCUUUACAGAGGGGGAGCUGAAGAAGGUGAUCGGGACUCUGGUGGAGAAGAAGGCACAGCAGGAGGCCAGGCAGGAGGCUCGGCAGAGCAAAAGGACUAAACGAGCUAAGAAAGCAUCGAAGCCAUGUUCCCUGCGGGAGGUGGAAGUGACUGUCAGUGAGCUGGGUCUGGGCUACUACAGCGACGAAACGCUGCUCUUCAGGUACUGCAGCGGGAACUGUAAUGCUAGCCGCCGCAACUACGACCUCAUACUGGAAAAAUGGACGAGGAAAGGCAUCUCAAAGAGGGAGAGGAGCCCCUGUUGCCGGCCCAAGGAGUACGAUGACAUUUCCUUCUUGGACAACAGUAACAGAUACCAGACGCUCCACGAGUUUUCUGCUCUAGCGUGCGGUUGUGUAUAACACCUAGAUGGUGACCAUUUGGGCUUUCCAGAUACUGUAUCGAACAUGGGAAACGCAACAACUACUGCUACAAAAAAAAACAGGAGUACACAAGAAUAGAUCCCUACAGUAUGACGCCAGGGAAUGCGGACAUUUGAAACUACCAUCUAUUCUACCAUCUGUUCAUUAAUUUAGUUUGUUUAGCUUUCUUUGCCUUUCAUGGGAUAUUUCUCUGUUGGUUUAUACAUUGUAUGUCCUAGGAUUAUACAUUUGUCAUCAUGGGGCAAUCACAGUUAAAGUAACGAUUUGUUGCUUGAUUGUGGACUAUGUAGCAAUGCCUCCACUACCAAUACAGAAGACCAGCUAAGGUAUAACUAGUGCAUUGUACACUGCAAGUCUGUUCUUAUACUACACUUGUAAGAGGCCUGGUUUAUUUUUUCAGGAAUUAGUGUGUAGAAGUGUGUACAUGGAAAAUAGUAGAAUAAUAUAGGGAAUGCCAAGGACGACAUGUACAGUAUACAAAAGGAUGAAACCAACAUGAAGCUACCACAGUGUGCUUCUCCACAACUUCUUGAUCUGCACCAUUGAUAACGCAUGAGGUAUCACGAAGGCAAGUCCAAUGGAGCAGCAACAGCAGUACUAGGAAAGACUAGAGGCUUGAAGAAACAUGUAUAGCAGGCUUCACUUCAUAUUAUGUGUAUAGGCACUCCUUCAUAUCACAGGUAAUGAACUGAAUCAUGACAUUUCUAGCCUUCAUCAGGAACUUUGAAAAUCUACCUCAUUUAUGUUGAACAAUAAUGGACAACAUCCGAUGUAAAAACACACGAACAUGUUCUUCAACAGCUUCCUCUGUAUUCAUCACUAGGACCAGACUAAAAUGAGAUAUUUUAGUAAUAAAUAAUGGCCUAUAUUGGCAUAUGAAGCUGUAUUGUAAAACAAAAAAGAGCUAGCCCACAGCCUGUUCUAUGCAUGCUAAAUAGAGACGGUAUGGGUGAUUUAGGCUUAAUGACAACAGCUUGUUAAUCAAAUGGAAUGGCUAUAGCUGUAUAAAGAAGCCAGUUCCCAGAAAGAACAAUCCAGCAGAAAAACAAUGUGCUAUCAAAAAUCCCUAUCCUUCUACAGCAAGAUCACUAUGAGCUCCUGAAAUAUAACUUCAAUGGUAAUACAGCAAUGCAGUCUGGUUUGAUCAUCUAAAUGGGUGACUGCUGCAUUGUAAAUGUGACUGCGAGGGAUUGUGCUUUAGUUUUACCAUGAAUUAGCCUCUGCAAAUCCAUACCAUUUGUGCAAAACCCGCAAUAGACUACCUUAAUCCACUUACCUCCUUUAUAACUUACUUGGCCAAAAGCACUGAGAAAGAGAGAGAAAUACAAGCCACCAUGCAGCAUUACUAUUUUUUUGUCACUAGAACACUGGAGAUGUAAAGGAGUAGCCAUUGGUUUUAACCACACAUGUAAUAUACAGUGCCUUGCGAAAGUAUUCGGCCCCCUUGAACUUUGCGACCUUUUGCCACAUUUCAGG
Oncorhynchus kisutch (coho salmon) is the source of this 3287-nucleotide messenger RNA. Its product is annotated as neurturin-like. The coding region runs from base 1131 to 1790 and encodes 219 amino acids. The transcript is spliced from 3 exons. Lineage: Eukaryota; Metazoa; Chordata; Actinopteri; Salmoniformes; Salmonidae. Gene Ontology annotation, molecular function: receptor tyrosine kinase binding; glial cell-derived neurotrophic factor receptor binding; growth factor activity. The record is from RefSeq and is a predicted model, not a curated record.